Molecule: messenger RNA, 791 nt
Organism: Aureobasidium subglaciale EXF-2481
Lineage: Eukaryota; Fungi; Ascomycota; Dothideomycetes; Dothideales; Saccotheciaceae
Exons: 3
Coding region: 204-737 (177 amino acids)
Source: RefSeq, a predicted model, not a curated record
CCUCUUCUCUACUUUGUUGAAACCUCCGCCAUCUAAUCCAAUCUUCAUCAUUACACAUUCAUCGGUCCAAACAUAAGAUUAUGAAGCCUUUGCAACUGCCUCUCCUGCUGCUUGCAGCCGUCGAAAUAACCCUUGCUUAAGACUGGCACUUCGUCGCCUUUACAACUCCAGAGGGACAAGAAUUCAUCAGCCAAUCUGGCAAUAUGAUAAUUCCCGCAAUACACGAGGCUACGACAAAUUACUUGUGGCCAGGUCUCCAGUCUACCGAUAAUUCAGGCGUGUAUCAGAACGUCCUCGAUGGCAGAUCUGGAGGCUGGUGGUUUGGCAAUGGUUGGUGUUGUUCCAAUCCAAGUCUUCCAUGGGGCGGCGGGUUUGGUGCUGCCGAGGGUGAUGUCUUGUUCUUCAACAAUAUCCGCAACGCGGACAAAAAUGAAUGGGUUAGCACGAUUGAAAAAAACUGCGGCGAAGCGUCCGCGACGAAUUCAUUUCCGAUCGCGGACAAAGUCAUGAACGACGCACCAUUCGUAGCAGAAUUGUACGAAGCUUGGGACUUUGGUCCGGUCAUCUUCGAAGACGUGAUCUUGAUUGCUACCGGUGGCGACACAAAUUUCUGUACUGAUAGUCCUUGGAACUACAAUGGCGCGACAAACGUCAGUAUCACUGGUGUUACGUCGACUGUUGGUGCCGACUCGGUCACUUGCAAUGUUGAGAGUAUCACGCUGUGGGGUCCUAUGUGAUCAGGUCGUAAAUGAUCCAACGCGAGUUGCAAAUCACUUGCCACUUCAACCAAA